UGCCGUGCACACCAGCGCCAGUGUGCCUGCAUCCGUGUGUGUGUUAUGUGCCGGGGUGGCGUGUGUUUACACGUGCCCCCCAUCAUCAGCCUGGCUGCCUCUUUCCAGCUCCUCUAUUCUUUCACCCAUUCACUGACUGUUAGGAAACAAAUCUGCCCCUGGACAUGCCAGGGCUUAAAAUAGAUGUUGAGACAGCAGCGUUUUUCCUUCCUUCGGCAGCAACAGCAUCAGGAGCAGCAACAGAAGCAGCGGCAAGGAGAGUGGGCGAGAGGGAGAUGGCCGACUAGAUCAGACGCCAGCCCUUUUUACCCAGCUGAGAAAAUCACAGCAUUGACCAAGAAACCGACCGUGGGUGGUAGUUGUACUAGAAGCUCUGUCCCAGCCCAGCCCCCCCAAGAAGACGGGGAUGCCAGGGGGGACUUGGUGGCACCAAUGGCUUUCAUGUCCCGGUUCUCCAGGAAUGGAUCCAGAGCUCCGGUCCGGAGGAUCCAUGAUGACACAGUCAGCCACCCCAUCCUCAGUGUCUUUGAGCUGGAAAGACUACUCUACACAGGGAAGACAGCUUGUAACCACGCUGAUGAGGUCUGGCCGGGACUCUACCUGGGAGAUCAAGAUAUAGCAGCCAACCGCCGUGAGCUGGCACGUCUGCAGAUCACACACAUCCUCAAUGCCUCGCACAGCAAGUGGCGGGGAGGUGCGGAUUACUACGAAGGCACUGGCAUUUGCUACAUGGGCAUUGAGGCACACGAUUCACCCACCUUUGACAUGAGCCCCUAUUUUGAGCCCGCCGCUGACUUCAUCCACAAGGCAUUGAACAGGAGUGGAGGAAGGAUCCUGGUUCACUGUGCUGUGGGGGUGAGCAGGUCAGCCACCCUGGUCCUUGCCUACCUCAUGAUUUACCACCGUUUAACCUUGGUGGAGGCCAUAAAGACCGUCAAGGACCACCGGGGCAUCAUACCCAACCGAGGUUUCCUUCGCCAGCUGGCUGCCCUGGACAAUUCCCUCAGGCUCAAACAGAAACCAUGAGCAAAUGGGUUGUACAGAAAUAGUGCUGAAGCCAAAUCUGCUGGCAGGCCUGAGGCAAUUCUGGGUCAUUUUUGGGCUCUGGCAACCCUGAACUUCCAUCAUUCCUGUACUACAGAAGUCUGACAAUAAGGCUCUGAAGGCCUUCAAGGCCACCAGCCUCAAAUGUUCUCUCAGCAUUAGCUUCAGGUGUCUGUUGUAGGUGAAGAAGCUCAGGUUUUCUGAGAACAGGUUUCCUUCCCUUCUUUUUUCUCUCCUUAUUGGCUUUCAGAAGCCAAACAAAUGGGAUUCUCUUAGAUGGCAAAUCCCAGCCACAGACAGACAGAGCUUUAAGCUGCCUAUGUUCCCAGAGUGAUGUGUGAUGUGGCCUUUUGCUUCCUACUUGUUUGUCACCUAUGUUGAAAAGCUUGGGUAGCUUCCCAAUGUAUUUUAGCAGUGAGAAUAAAAUCUUUCAGAGAUUAA
Molecule: messenger RNA, 1485 nt
Organism: Anolis carolinensis (green anole)
Lineage: Eukaryota; Metazoa; Chordata; Lepidosauria; Squamata; Anolidae
Gene: dusp26
Product: dual specificity phosphatase 26
Exons: 4
Coding region: 184-1026 (280 amino acids)
Biological process (GO): negative regulation of MAPK cascade; protein dephosphorylation
Cellular component (GO): cytoplasm
Molecular function (GO): protein tyrosine/serine/threonine phosphatase activity; MAP kinase phosphatase activity
Source: RefSeq, a predicted model, not a curated record